Molecule: messenger RNA, 225 nt
Organism: Chaetomium globosum CBS 148.51
Lineage: Eukaryota; Fungi; Ascomycota; Sordariomycetes; Sordariales; Chaetomiaceae
Exons: 2
Coding region: 1-225 (74 amino acids)
Source: RefSeq, a predicted model, not a curated record
AUGCUGCGACGCAGCCUUCCAAAACCUGAUGACAAGCCGGCAAUGCGACAGUCGUUCAGGAACGAUGUGAGGGGUGUGAAGGGAAGCCAAUUCCCUUCCUCGGGCCCGUGCCAAGCAUGGGAUCACAGGUCAGACCACCCUAACCAGUGGUAUCUUCACUCUGGAUCGGUCUUAAAUCUGGCGUGGUGUUGCUGGCUCCAAGACGACCCAGGUAGGGAGUUCUAG